Messenger RNA from Blepharisma stoltei, 1201 nucleotides. The record is from the annotation of a GenBank genome assembly. NCBI's taxonomy places the organism in Eukaryota, Ciliophora, Heterotrichea, Heterotrichida, Blepharismidae.
AUGCUUCAAGAAAUACAAGCUCUACCAAAAGUGGUAAAAAACACAUAGGAAUUGCAUGCGCAUUUAAACGGAUCCUUAAGAAAAGAGACUUUGAUAGAGUUUUUAGCAGAAGAUGGCAAAAAUGAAGGGUUUGACAAAGAUUUGACGAUGGAUGAAGCAUUUAGACUGUUUUCAGUGGUACAUUCUGUAGUAACGAGACCUGAUAGGGUUGAAAGGAUUACUAGAGAAAUGCUGGAAGAUUUUGAAAAGGAAAAUACGGUUUAUCUAGAAAUCCGAACUUCUCCAAAAGCCACACAAUUUAUGACGAAAUUGGAAUACCUAAAUUCAAUUAUUAAGGCAAUAAGGGAAUUUCAAGGAAAAAUGGUCACAAAGGUAUUGAUUAGUGUAAACAGAGCUCAAAGUGUGGAAGCAGCUUGGGAAAACAUAGAAUUAGCUAAAAAUUACCCUGAAUGUGUAGGAGUUGAAUUUUCUGGAAACCCAAACAUCGCUAAAUUUAGAGAUUUCUUAUUCCUAUGGAACGAGCAAAAACAAUUUGCUCGCUCAUGGAUUUUAUCUAAAAUUUUUACAAUGGAUUUUUGUUUUCAGUUCGGAAAGUAAAAAUUAAUUUAAUUUGUGAUUUUAAAUUUUAGAGCAAAAACUAUAAUAAUUAUCACUUAUAUUAAAAUAUUUUUUUUAAAAUAAUUUUUUGCUCGAUCACGGAUGCUGGUUUUUCCUAAAAAUUAGAGUUUUUCAGUAGUUUUGCACUUUAAAGAGGAAAUUAGAAGUAUUUAAUCAUGCAAGAGACAUUGGAAUGAAGGUUUCUAUACACACAGCAGAAAUUCCAGAUAAUGAAGAUACUUUAGAUAUCAUUAGGUUUAGGCCUGAUAGGCUAGGCCAUUGUUGCUAUUUAGAGACAGAAGCUGAAAAUCUGAUUAUAGAAAAUCGUAUACCCAUAGAAAUAUGUCCAAGUUCUAAUAUGGCGACUAUGGGGUUGACUAGCAUGAUUGAUCAUCAUUUCGGGAGAUUUUAUACUAGAUCUCAUCCAAUUGCGAUUUGCACAGAUGAUACAUUGUUAUUAAACACAACUUUAUCAAAAGAAUAUUAUUUGGUAGCAGAAACUUUUCAUCUCACUAUAGAUGAUUUAAAAAGGAUCAUUAGAGAGAGUGCUUUGAUGUCAUUUUUUGACUGGCAUACAAGUUAUUUUACGCAAAAUCCACUAUAA